Phytophthora infestans T30-4 is the source of this 447-nucleotide messenger RNA. RefSeq lists its product as uncharacterized. The transcript has 2 exons. The coding region runs from base 1 to 447 and encodes 148 amino acids. Gene Ontology annotation, cellular component: exosome (RNase complex). NCBI's taxonomy places the organism in Eukaryota, Oomycota, Peronosporomycetes, Peronosporales, Peronosporaceae. The record is from RefSeq and is a predicted model, not a curated record. Gene Ontology annotation, molecular function: 3'-5'-RNA exonuclease activity; RNA binding.
AUGACGUACGAGCAAGCUCAUCGCUUGUUACAGGAUGUUAAUGCCGAUGUUGACGAUGUACCAAGACGUGGAUCAACAAGGUCUCAACCUCAUAAGGACGAGCAUGUUGAGGGUGUUGCUGGUGGACGUAUUCCUCUACAACUCCAACAAGAAAUUCGCGAAGACCUGCGCAUGAUUACCGAUGUGGGUCGUCGACUUAGUCGUACACGAGGCUCUCAAGGUGGCUUGGAUCUCUCGAAACAAGAGGAAGUACGUUUUUCUUUGAAUGUCUCGGAGUUGGGGCAAGAAGAUGUGGAGAUUACAGUGAAAGAGAGUCUGGAGAUUCACGGUACUAUCGCUGAGCUAAUGAUCUUUGCGAACUCGACUGUGGCUCGCAGACUCGUGGAGUGUUAUCCAACCCACGCGUUGUUACGUCGCCAUCCACCGCCCACGCGACGUUGUCAUUGA